GCACAGCUCCCAACCCAACCCAACCCAACCCAAGCCUGCCACCUCCUCUCCUCUGCUCUCACCGGCGACCUCAACGCUCCUCCUAUCAAAACCCUAGCUCUCGUUCCCUUACCAGCCGCCGCUUCGGCCCGUUCGCUCGGGUCGCGCCGCGGAAGCCGCCGCUCUCGCUCCCGCUCCCACCCGAAACUCUAUCUCACUCCCCACGCUCUCGGAUCCCGCGAGGCCGCGAUGGCGGAGAGGAAGUUGGAUCGACCUGCGGUGCUCGGGAAAGAUGGGCUGUCGCUUGGGAUCGAGGAGGACAGAGCCGCCGCCGCCGCCGCCAUGGGGUUCGUCGACGAUUCCAAAGAUCAGCAGCACCUGGACAACAGCAUUCCUCUGUCUCCUCAGUGGCUCUACGCCAAACCGACUGAUGCAAAGAUUUCAGGGCCUCAUGGGUCCUCCCUUGAACCUGCUGAAAAGGAACUGAGGAUGCUGGAAGGAACUGCAGAUAAGAAAGAACGCAGGUGGAAUAUAUUUGAUGCUGACAGUGGUCUUCGCUGGCUUGAAGAGGAGAGAGAGACAAGCUUACUUGGAAGGAGGGAGCGCAAGAAGGAAGUGGACCGGGAUGUGGAGAAUCGUAAAAAUGAUCGCCGAUCUGACAAUGUUUCUGCAAGGGAUAACACUGAUUCACGUGCACCUCCUGCAUCUGAAAGGUGGAGUGAUGGUUCCACACGUAAUUUGGGGAGCGAAGGUCGGCGUGAUGGAAAAUGGUCAUCAAGAUGGGGACCUGAUGACAAGGAGAAGGACCCCAGGUCAGACAAGAAGAUUGACACAGAAAAGGAUGAAACCCAUGCUGAAAAACAGACAUUUACAGGAAGGCUGCUGUCUGAGUCAGACUCCCGUGAUAAAUGGAGACCUCGUCACAGGCAGGAAAGCCAGUCUGUCGGGACAGCAACGUACCGUGCUGCCCCAGGCUUCGGGUCUGAGAAAGGGCGUGUGAAGGACUCAAAUGUUGGUUUUGCCCCUGGAAGAGGCAGGGCAAAUCCAAACUCAGUUCCAUCCUUCAACCGGACAUCAUCUGCAGGACCAAUUGGUGCUCCACCUGUGCACGGAAAGUGUGCAAAAGCUACUUUUCGCUAUCCAAGAGGGAAGCUUCUGGACAUAUACAGGCAAAAAAAUAUGAUGGCAUCCUUUGAUGACACCCACAUUAAACUGGAGGAAAUUCCUUCAAUCACACUCUCUACUUCUGCAAAACCACUAGCAUUUGUUGCACCCAAUACUCUUGAAGAGGCUCUUCUGGAAGAUAUUAGAAAAGGUAAAGUCGGUAGCAGUGAUGUAAUCAAUGCAUCUGGAAACAAAAAAGAGAGAACAAAAGAGCCUGAAGAACCAGCUUGUGGGAUUGAUGACAGCAAGGAUAAAGUCGCUAUGGCAUUUAGUGGGUUAGGUCAUGAAGGAUCUUCUGUUUUAGUUUCGGAGAAGGAUGCCUUCUAUGAUGAAGGGAUGUUUUCUAGUGGUGUUAGUACAACUCUCCCAAAGAUAUUUGUGGAUGAAAAUCCUCGUGUUAAUCGAUCUGGGAUUCCCAGCAUUCAGGAAGGUGUGAAAAUUGAUGAAGUCAAGUCAAGUGCUGGUCAUGGUCUUAGCAGUAAACUACCUGACGAUUCAAACACACUGUUUGAUGUACCACCCUUUGAGCAUCCCCCAGAACCCCCUAUGCUGUACCAAAGCAGUGACACGGAUAUAAAAGCUAGUGGCCAAGCUAGUUACCCAGAGGAGUUGACAUUAUAUUAUCUGGAUCCUCAGGGAGGUGUGCAGGGUCCAUUUCUAGGUGCUGACAUAAUCUCCUGGUAUGAAGAUGGAUAUUUUGGUUUGGAGUUACCUGUUCGUUUAUCUCAGGCUCCAGAGGAUGCUCCUUUCCAUCCACUUGUCGAAGUCAUGCCACACCUUGGACAAAAGUCCCAACCUCACCCACCUGUACCCUGCGAUGAAAGUGCUGAAUCUCUGGAUUCUGUUCAAACUAAAUUCGAGGCCGCAAUCCCUACUUCUGCUUCUUCUGGGAAGAGUGAUCAAGUGUCUAAAUGGGAUUCUGAAAGCUAUUCAGUUGAUCCUAAAAGAGGCGAGCAGGAAGCAUCUGUACAGUCUCAUACUAGUUGGUUACCUUCACCUGAAACAGAAAAGGAUGCAGCAAAUAUUAUUAGUCGCCAGAAGCACAUUCCUGAAGCUGUGAAUCAGGAUGCUGAAGAAGUGUUGUACACUGGGAGGCCUAAUAGCAGCAUGGGUCAAUCCCUACGGGAUAUCGAGAAUGACCGUGCAGAUUUCCAGUUGGCAUCUCAUGAUCCUUAUCCUGGGGUCGGAGAAGCUAAUUUGCCCCAGCAUGAUGUCCCGAGAGAGAGUGAUUUAACUCCUCUUGGUUUACUUUGGUCUGAGCUGGAAGGGAUGCAUCCAAAGCAACCUCUCUCAACGAAUGUACUUGGUGUUAAUGAGCGGAGAAAUCCCAAGCUUACAGCGCCGAAAGACAUUCCACCUGUUAACAUGAGGCAUGAGCCACUUAGCAGGAUGAAUGAAGGUUUUGGUGUGCAUGACGAGUGGCCUGCUAACUUUGGACGGCUGGAUAACCUGAAUGAUGCAAACAUUUCGGGCCGAAUCCCUCAGGUUGAAGCCGAACAUCAUUUGAAUUUUGAGGAGCAACUGCUUCUUCAACAGAUUCGAAGGGAGCAAUUGCAGCAGGAGCAAAUGAUGGCUCGUAAAAAUUUGGAGUUUCCUGGACCGUUUCCAGGGCAGGUAUUUGAUGCUUUGCACCAACACCGACAGCCUAUGAAUCAACCGCAUCCUGAUGUGGAGCAUAUUUUGAGAGUCCAGUUUGAAGUCGAACAACGACGCCAACAGCUCCAACAAGAGCAGCACCAAAGGCAGCUGCAGCAGCAACGGCAAGCCGAGCUUUUGCAGCAGCAACAACAACGUCAGCAACAUAUGAUUCUUGAGCAACUGUUGCAGCAACAGCUGCAGGGUUCAAAUUUUGGACCAAAUAACAUGGUAGAUCAAGUGUUACUUCGGGAGCAUGUAUUAAAUGACCUGCAUCACCAACCCCAUCAUUUGCAAAGGCAGCAUGAUGCUGCAAUUGAACAACUUAUUCAAGCAAAAUUUGGGCAGGGCCUUCAUAGGGAGCAUCAUAAUGAUAUGUUGGAUGUUCGCUCACGUCCAAAUCAGAGGCAGAUGCUUCCUUUAGAGCAGCAAAUUCUCUUUGAGCAGCUUCAGUCACAGCAACUGGCUAAUGCUCUACGGCAACAUUCAGGCAGGGAGGAAGAAAGGCACUUAACUGGGGUCUGGCCGAUGGAUGAUGCUAGUCAGUUUAUUCACUCAGGAACCAGUCCAAAUCAAGGCCACACCUCUAGGCAUGGUCGUUUUGAUCUGCUGGAUACCCUUCAGAGAUCCUCAUCCUUCGAGCAUCAUGAACAUCUUGACCGGAGCCUAUCCUUGCACGAGCGUGUGAGGGGAGGUCAAAAUAUUCACUCCCUUGAGCGGUCUGGUUCUUUGCCUGGUGGUGGUCCUUUACCAAACCCAGAUGUUAUAAAUGCCCUAGCACGUCAGCAUGGCCUUGGUCAGCUGGAAACACAUGGUGAUCUGUAUUCUAUAGGACAAAUGCCUGUGCUUGCUUCAGGGGUUCAUCCCCAGCAACAUAGGCUUCAGGAGCAGCUUUCUGGUUCUCAUGUAGGAAGGAUAGAAAGGCACUGGUCGGAUGCCAAUGGGCAAUUGCAGAAUAGUCUGAUGGAAUCUUCACGCAUUAACCAAUUGCAGAUCGAAGCAGAGAAGCAGAGAAGGAAUGUGGAAAUGAAUCUUUCUGCUGACAACCUGCAUGUGUGGGCAUCACUUAUGAAUAAAGAGAGGAAUGUGGAGCAAGAUUUGAGUGAUAUGAUCCAUAAAAAACUUGUCCUUCAAUCACAGCAGUCUUUGGAUUUUCCUGAUGUUCCAGUGCCGGCAUCAUUUGGAUGUAAAGAUCCUUCUAUACACUUUGCACAACCUGUUGCAGAGAACCCUUUGAGAUCCCCAGUGGACAGAUUGUCUUUUGAGGAGUCUCUUGCAGAAAGAUCACUUUUUGCAAAAACAGGGCUGUCAGCGCAGGAGGGAUCGGCCAACCUUGAUAGUUUACAUAACAGUACUGAGAACAGUGGAAAGUAUAACCUUAGAUCAAGCUCUGGGCCAAUUCUUGAGCAUAAACAUUUUCUCGCAACGGAUGAUAUUCAAAGAGGAGAAUUUUCAGAAAUUACGGCUGGCAGAGCGUCGGCAAAUCAGUUUGUUGGGAGCGUCAACGAGUUGACCAGGGGAAAAAGGCAGGGUUCUAAUGCAAACUUGGCUGUGGAUGAUACUGAUCUUCCAGAAGCUGUUAGCAACUGGUCCGAUAUUGGCAUCUCAAAAGGGAAUUCUCACUCCUUGCUAAAACGCACAAGGCAACAUACUGCUACAUCUCAGGCAGUUUCUAUGGAUCUAUCUUCAACCAUUAAGCUGAAGAAGGCAGGCCUUGCAUCUUCUGAUGAGAAUAAGAUGGAAUCAGGAGUCACAUCAGUAACCCAAGCUAUUGAAUCCUCUGUUCCUAGCAACAAAGAGACAGGGUCGUAUAGCAUGCCAUCAACCACCGCCAAUCUUGACGCCUCUGGUCCUUCGUUCAGCGAAGCGUUGAAGAGCAAUAAGAAGCCUCCCAUGCAGUAUGAUGCCUCAGAAUCUGCAGACGGUGGCCUGGGUGGUAAGGGCGUGAAGAAGAAAGCAAAGAAAGGAAAGCAGAUUGAUCCUUCUCUUCUUGGCUUCAAGGUCCACAGUAACAGGAUCAUGAUGGGCGAGAUUGUUCGGGAUGAUUAAUAUGCAUGGGUUGCGCCAUUGUGUACAUGCUCACCUCUUUGUAACUCCGCAAAAAUUUUGUACCAUGGCUCCAUUUUUGUCCAGAUCUUUCUUUUACCGGAGUUUACCAAAUUUGUCAGAAGAUCUAACUGAAAUUUGGUAGGCUUUUUUUUGGUAUCAGUGCCCUCAGAACAGUGAAGAUCAUCAUGUAUUUUGGUCCAUACUUUUAUUGAUGAUCUAUAUUCAACUGUGCACUGAUCGACAUUUGUACAGAACAAUGAAGAUCAUCAACAUGCUUACCAAAUUUUGCAAUUUUUUA
Messenger RNA from Phragmites australis (common reed), 5125 nucleotides. RefSeq names its product protein ESSENTIAL FOR POTEXVIRUS ACCUMULATION 1-like. The coding region runs from base 229 to 4827 and encodes 1532 amino acids. NCBI's taxonomy places the organism in Eukaryota, Viridiplantae, Streptophyta, Magnoliopsida, Poales, Poaceae. The transcript is spliced from 9 exons. The record is from RefSeq and is a predicted model, not a curated record. Gene Ontology annotation, molecular function: protein binding.